AUGGGCGACGUUGUCACAAACCCUAUUGACUGGCCUAGCCUGAGGCGCGUCAAGCCCGACCCGUCGGCGCCAACGACCCCCAGUCAGCCGUUCCGCUCUCUGUACGGCGCAGUCGCGACGGCAGGCACUAUCGCGGCCCUCCCGCCCGUGGUCGUCCUGACCAUGAUCAAGCACAAGAUCUACGGCCCACCCACGGGCGCGCGCGGUUGGAUGCCCAUGCGCGCCGAGGUGUUCAUGCGCGUGGUCCAGCUGGUUCUGUGCCGUUUCGUUUGGGCUAUGCCUGGAGUGGACCGCAAGGAAUGGGACCUUCACGCCAUUCCUGACGGUGUCGAAUGCAAGCAGGUCACGAUUCAGCCUGCGCGUGCCCCGCGUACUGGGUUUGCUGUGUGCGACGCGGUCGAGGGCGUCGCGCGCCCCGGCUUUAUCCUGUCGCCCAAGGACGCCGAGGCCAAGGGCUGGGACAAGGCUCUCCCCGGAGAGAAGGCGAUUCUGUACUUUGUCGGCGGAGGAUACGCCUUUGGACACCCGCUUGAGCGCCCGUUUGCCGGCCGGAUGGCCAAGAAGUUUGGUGUUCGCGUCCUGGCUGUCAACUACCGCAAGGUUUUGAACAGCUCGCAAGCUUUCCCCGCGCCCCUCCUCGACGCCCUCGCUGGCUGGGAGUACCUGACCAACAACCUCGGGUUUGAGGCCUCCAACAUCACCAUCAGCGGUGAGAGUGCAGGCGGAAACCUCUCUCUCCUCUUGACCCGUUACCUCGCCGACCUCGACACCCCCCUGCCUGGCGCGCUGGCUCUAUCGUCGCCCUGGUGCGACAUGGGCCCCGACAGCCACAAGCGCAACUCUAUGACUGCAAACUACUUUAGCGACUACCUGCCCUGGUUUGGUGCCAAGGCCGCGCGCUCCGCUGCCCGCCACUACGCCCAUGAAGCCCGCAGGACUGCCUACUUUGCACCCGUGCACGCUACCAAGGAGGAAUGGGCACACCUCAAGGACGUCAACGUCUACGUCCAAGCUGGCUCGGGCGAGAUCUUGGUCGACGAGAUCCGUAUCACUGUCAAGAACAUGCGCAGCGCCGGGGUGGAGGUUGCGUACGUCGAAGAGCCGGGAGGCGUGCACAUUGCUCCCUCGUUUGUGCUCUCUGGGUCCGAGGCGUGGCACCAGUGGAGAGACGAUGUUGGCCCGCUUGUCAAGGGCACGACCGCUGAGGUGAAGGGCUGGCCGGUGGUGCGGCCUAGCUGGGCGGAGGCGAACGAGGGGUUGCUCCAGUAG
This is a messenger RNA of Apiotrichum porosum, 1269 nucleotides long. RefSeq lists its product as uncharacterized. The record is from RefSeq and is a predicted model, not a curated record. Gene Ontology annotation, molecular function: hydrolase activity. NCBI's taxonomy places the organism in Eukaryota, Fungi, Basidiomycota, Tremellomycetes, Trichosporonales, Trichosporonaceae. The transcript is spliced from 3 exons. Bases 1 to 1269 code for a protein of 422 amino acids.